Lampris incognitus (smalleye Pacific opah) is the source of this 2497-nucleotide messenger RNA. It is a transcript of the gene nme7, whose product is annotated as NME/NM23 family member 7. The coding region runs from base 476 to 1600 and encodes 374 amino acids. Gene Ontology annotation, molecular function: nucleoside diphosphate kinase activity; ATP binding. The transcript has 12 exons. Lineage: Eukaryota; Metazoa; Chordata; Actinopteri; Lampriformes; Lampridae. Gene Ontology annotation, cellular component: centrosome. The record is from RefSeq and is a predicted model, not a curated record. Gene Ontology annotation, biological process: CTP biosynthetic process; UTP biosynthetic process; GTP biosynthetic process.
AACUUAUUAAUGUGCGAUAUCUGCAGUCACACACAAAUCAUUGCGAGUUUUUCUUGAAAUAUUUAGCAAAAUAGAAAGGGCAGCGACUAUAUUGAUAGAAGGCCCUUUUACACGGAGGAGACAAAACAAAGCCUGAGUUUUUAUUCGUUAUUGUUUUGCAAAACAGGAACAGGUUAGCCUUGAAUGAAUUUAUCGUUUUCACACAUAUGACAUCCGACCAUGACAAACUUGUCUUGUUGUUUUAUUCACGUAUUAAAGCAAAACAAUUCAACAUUUAUUAACUUGGAAGAAAUCAAAUGUUUCCUAUACUUUUGCGUUAUGUUUUUCGGGCCUCAGGUCGUAGAUGAUUUAUUUCCAACUCUCGGUGAACGCAACCCGACCAUAGACAUUGCUAUGGAAACAGAGUAACGCUUGGCUAACUAGCUAGCUAGCUGUGGGAGAGUGGUAAACAAACCAUCUUAAGUCGACUUCUCAAAUGGAGGAGCGCUACGCCUUUCUUGCUGAGUGGUAUGAUCCAUGUGCUACCCUUUUGCGACGCUUCCAACUACUAUAUUAUCCUGAAGAUGGUUCAGUGGAAAUGUUUGAUGUGAAAAACCGGCGCAUCUUUUUGAGACGUACCAAAUGCAAUGAACUUCAUCAGGAGGAUUUGUUUGUUGGGAGUCGAGUGAAUGUGUUUUCUCGUCACCUCAAUCUGAUUGAAUAUGGAGACCAAUAUACCGCCAACAAACUCGGCAGUAAAAAAGAGAGAACUCUUGCUAUGAUAAAGCCAGAUGCAAUUACCAAAAUAGGAGAUAUCCUUGAAAUGCUGUAUAGUGUCAACUUGAUGGUGACCAGAGCCAAAAUGGUAAAGCUAACAUGGGAUCAAGCAGCAGACUUUUACUUGGAACAUCAGUCAAAGCCUUUCUUCAAUAACCUGGUGCAAUUUGUGUCCUCGGGCCCUGUGAUUGCCUUGGAGCUGAUGGGUGAAGAGGCCAUAUCUGUCUGGAGAGGGCUUUUGGGACCUACAGACUCUGCGGUUGCACAGUGGGAGGCACAGCAGAGUGUCCGUGCACAGUUUGGAACAGAUGGCGUCAAAAAUGCAGGACAUGGGUCUGACUCAGUCGCUGCAGCAGCAAGAGAACUUGAAUUUUUCUUUCCAUCCACAAUGUGCCAUGGUCCAUCAAACACAGCAACCUGUGCUGACUGCACAUGCUGCAUCAUCAAACCUCAUGCAAUAUCAGAAGGCAUGACGGGGAAGAUACUGAAUUCUAUAUUUGCUGCUGGAUUUGAGAUUUCAGCCCUUCAGAUGUUCAGUAUGGAUCGAGCCAAUGCAGAAGAAUUCCAUGAAGUUUACAAAGGGGUUAUGACAGAAUACCCUAGUAUGGUCAGUGAGCUUUGUUCUGGACCCUGCAUGGCCCUGGAGAUCCGAGGCAAGGAUUCGCCAAAGACAUUCCGUGAAUUUUGUGGGCCAGCCGACCCAGAAAUUGCACAAUAUCUCCGACCGACCACGUUGCGUGCUCUUUAUGGCAAAAGUAAAGUACAAAAUGCUGUCCACUGUACAGAUCUCCCAGAUGAUGGUGUUUUGGAGGUGCAGUAUUUCUUCAAGAUUUUGGAUGGCUAACUGCCAUGUCAGAUAACAAAACAAAGGUUACAUUAACUGAAAGACUUCCCCACAUACUUAUUUUUCUCUUUAUUUGUUUCAGUCUUAUCCAGAUUAAAUAAAGUUACAAGAGCAGAUGGACUCCUGACAAGUGUUUUGAUGUUCAACAUUGAAUUAAGCACUUUUACACCAACAUGACAUCCUUUAACACGGGAUACUGCAUUGCUUCUGAUCUAACUUUUCACCAGCGACUUUGGUAUUUGAUUCAUACUUUCACACUUUUCCUGCUGAGAAAAAAAAAUAUACAACUGCAUAAAUAUAAAAUUCUUCCACCAUGAAAAUGGCAAAAAAACAUUCAAUGGAAAGUUACACCACAUCACGUGAUGUCUCCAGCAAAACAAUAGAUUUUAGAAGCAAAUAGUUCCCACUGUUUCCAUGGAGAUGACUUCCAGGCUGGGCCCAGAAAAGUCCACGUUUUGAAUUAAGAGAAAGCAGUAUGUCAACGGAAAUGUCAUUUAACCCUGUGCCACAGCUAAAGUGAUACCUAAAGGAAAAUGUCGAAAUGUAUCCUUCCGCAGUCAACUCAAACAUAACAGGGAAAAAAGGAUUCCUUGGAGUGCAGUCAUUUACUCAUACAUGGGCCUACAAGGAUCAGAGUACCAUGCCAGUAUUUCAGUUGGUAAGAGCACAUACGUACAUAGUAAACACAUAUCUACAUACUCACAAAACUAACACGCUCACACUAGAGGUCUGCAAGCCCAUCAGGUCCCAAAAGGUCCUGACACACUGAGUCGAUCCGGGCCAGGCUCGGGCCAUUUUUUUUAUAGAUUGGACUCAGGUCGGAGUAGGGCUCAUAUACGUGCAGAGCACACAUAGGCCACUGUACGAAAUAUUGUUAUAUUGAUGAUACAUAUUAUA